GGAUGCCCACUGUCAUGUUCCAAAAUAAGGUUUAAAGGCGACACCUAAGGAGACUAGAUGGAGGGUAUUUAAACCCACCAGAUGCAAACCAUAAAUCUUUGCCGCCACCUGAGGCACACAUAACUUGUUAAUCCGGAGACAUAGAACACUUCUCUUUUCCCCCCCAGUGGCAGCUGUGAAUCUUAUUGUGGGUGACAAAAGCAGCUUCCAUGUCUGCCUCAAAGUCAAAGGUUCUGGGUUUGAAUAUCUGCUUUCAGGGGAGUUUGACUCUCUGUGCUAUUUGCGGAUAAUCUGGAUUGAUUAAAAUUGUCUAGAGUUGUGAACGUGUGCGCGAAUGCUUGGAUAUUAUGGAAUACUUUCUGUAGCGAUACUAUACACAAAGUGAACUCCGGGAGGUAGUCACUGGGAUACUAAUUCUCUUCCCAGGCACUGAUGUGGAAUGUGGCAUGUCAACAAUAGUCCAUCUCUAAUUGAUUUGUCUGGUAUUGCCGAGUCUGUUUUUAGACAGCUUGAUAUUGUGCCACUGAGCUCAAGUAGAUUACACAUCACACAUGCACGUUUGACUGGGUGCUUGUUUGUGGCGGGCGGGAGAUCUGUCACCAAAAUGAGCCCAUCUGGAAUUCAACUGAUCCAGGAUGGGUUUCAGAUGUGGUUACAUUUGCCCAGAAGCCCAAACCAAUGAAAGGAAAUAAAAAAACAAAAAACUCCACAAAGAACUCCACAACAAGUUCGGAACACCGUGAACCACUGAAAUCAGAUUGCCGCUCGAGCAGCCCGGCUGAAUGAAAACACUGGUUCUGUUCACGUGGUUGAAUGGUCACAGUGAAACGGUCCAAGAUGAACCACUCCUCUGCCCCCAGCUCCGCUUUCUUGACGUCUGCGAAUCGCAGAGCGCUAGUGGGCGUGAGCUUUACUAUGCGUCGGCGCUCUUAGGGCGCAUGCGAAAUGAGGCCCGAAUGGGGAAAGCUUUGGACUCAGAUCUCAGGCAGCUGCUUUGAUUAAACUACUACACAGGAAGGCGGCGAGAAGAAGAAGAAAAAAGAGGGUGAGGGGGUGCAGGGAGCGAGGCUACCAUCCACCCCCUCAACUACAACACUCUAAACAGAAGGCAAGCGCAUGGAAAUUGCGGAUUUGCCGACAUUUUUCCAGCUCGCCGUGGAAACCUUCUGUUUGUGAAUUUCAGUUGUCAAAAGGGCACUUGAGGCCCUUGCCACCAGCCUGUUCACACUGACCCCUGAGGUCUUUUGCGAGCCAGUCGGUGUGAAGCUCUGAGGAGGGGGGAGGAGGGAAGUUAGUGGGAGGCCACCGUGGGGCUCUUCCAGAAGGAGUCGGAGCAGUCGCCGUCUGAGAGAGGAGGAGGAGGAGGAGAUGGCCACCGGAGAUAUCACCACGCUUCCCUCCACGCCUGAAGACGGUAGUGGUGGCUUUCCGCCCGGAACCUUCAAGGAACCCAAAAGGCUAUACUGUAAGAAUGGGGGCUUCUUCUUGCGGAUCAAAUCAGAUGGGGGAGUGGACGGAAUCCGGGAGAAGAGCGAUCCCCACAUUACGCUUCAGCUGCAGGCCACAUCGGUCGGCGAGGUGGUCAUCAAGGGCGUUUGUGCCAACCGCUACCUGGCCAUGAACAGAGACGGACGACUGUUUGGAGCGAGACGAGCGACCGAGGAAUGUUAUUUUUUGGAGCGGCUGGAGAGCAACAACUACAACACGUACCGCUCCAGGAAGUACCCCGGCAUGUAUGUGGCGCUGAAGCGGACCGGCCAGUACAAAUCUGGAAGCAAAACUGGACCGGGUCAGAAAGCCAUCCUCUUCCUCCCGAUGUCUGCCAAGAGCUAAGAUGGGACAAAUUAC
Hippocampus comes (tiger tail seahorse) is the source of this 1848-nucleotide messenger RNA. It is a transcript of the gene fgf2, whose product is annotated as fibroblast growth factor 2. The coding region runs from base 1369 to 1833 and encodes 154 amino acids. The transcript has 4 exons. The record is from RefSeq and is a predicted model, not a curated record. NCBI's taxonomy places the organism in Eukaryota, Metazoa, Chordata, Actinopteri, Syngnathiformes, Syngnathidae. Gene Ontology annotation, molecular function: growth factor activity.